CUCCCCAUUUCCCAUCUUCCCUUCCGGGUCUUACACACCGGAGAGCAAGGUCGUGAAAAGAAGAGGACUUGGUUUGGUACUGUCCUUUCUAUCGUCUAGGGGCUCUGCGCUUUUCGCAGAACUUCCAACAGCGCUAUGUUGGGACAGAGCAUCCGGAGGUUCACAACCUCUGUGGUCCGUAGAAGCCACUAUGAGGAGGGCCCAGGGAAGAAUUUGCCAUUUUCAGUGGAAAACAAGUGGCGGUUACUUGUUAUGAUGACUAUGUACUUUGGAUCUGGAUUUGCUGCACCUUUUUUUAUAGUAAGACACCAGCUGCUUAAGAAAUAAGGAUGUUUUAAUUAAUCCAUUAAACAGGUGUGAAAAGGAGCAUUUUAAGAGGUGCAGUCUCUUUGAAAAAUGGAUCAAAUUCUUGAAUUCAACAUACUCAAUAUGUUUGUAAAUAAACUUAUGGCAUGAAUCCUUAAUGCCUCUUCUCUGAAACCUGGAA
This is a messenger RNA of Herpailurus yagouaroundi (jaguarundi), 487 nucleotides long. RefSeq names its product cytochrome c oxidase subunit 7C (gene COX7C). Gene Ontology annotation, biological process: mitochondrial electron transport, cytochrome c to oxygen. Gene Ontology annotation, cellular component: respiratory chain complex IV. The coding region runs from base 136 to 327 and encodes 63 amino acids. Lineage: Eukaryota; Metazoa; Chordata; Mammalia; Carnivora; Felidae. The transcript has 3 exons. The record is from RefSeq and is a predicted model, not a curated record.